Messenger RNA from Lindgomyces ingoldianus, 5233 nucleotides. RefSeq names its product PHD transcription factor-like protein. NCBI's taxonomy places the organism in Eukaryota, Fungi, Ascomycota, Dothideomycetes, Pleosporales, Lindgomycetaceae. The record is from RefSeq and is a predicted model, not a curated record. The transcript is spliced from 6 exons. Gene Ontology annotation, molecular function: DNA binding; histone demethylase activity. Gene Ontology annotation, cellular component: nucleus. Bases 117 to 5123 code for a protein of 1668 amino acids. Gene Ontology annotation, biological process: chromatin remodeling.
UUCCCUCGCUCUGCACCCGACGACACCCCCCUGAAGACGAAAUAUACGCUGCGAUUGUUACAGUCAAUUGUUAACGCUGGACCGGGUGUGAUUUUGUGGGUGGUAGCGGAGGUGCAAUGGUGGACUUCUCUCCGCAGGGCGGGCCCCCGAUGGGCGCCACCAUGACAACCUUUCGAGUGGCAGCGACAAACGGAGUCCCAGCACCCUCUGUUGCACCGAAACCGAGAAUGGGCGCUGUGGCAUUACCUACGAGCAACGGUAUGCAGACAAAUGGAGUGCCAGCGAUUCCUCUGAGCGCUCGAAAGGCGCAGCCGCUAGAUCUCGCGACUGUCGAGCGCAGAGCACCGGGGCCGGCGAAUCACGAACCGCCGAAGUCGAAUCGCAUGUUCGGACUGCAAGAGGCCCCUACAUUUCGACCUACUGCAGAGGAAUUUAAAGAGCCUAUUCAAUAUAUCCAGAAGAUACGGGCCGAAGCACAGCAGUAUGGGAUUGCGAAGAUUGUUCCGCCCCACAACUGGAACCCCGGUUUCGCAGUGGAUACAGAGCGCUUUCAUUUCCGCACGCGACGACAAGAGCUUAACUCUAUCGAAGGAGGUACACGUGCCAACUUGAACUAUCUGGAUCAGCUUUCCAAGUUCCACAAACAACACGGCAACAGCCUCACACGAUUCCCCAGUGUCGACAAGCGGCCGCUAGAUCUCUACAAACUGAAGAAGGCUGUUGAGACGCGUGGAGGAUUUGAGCGCGUGUGCAAACAAAAGAAAUGGGCUGAAAUUGGCAGAGAUCUCGGUUAUAGUGGCAAGAUCAUGUCGUCGCUGUCCACGUCGCUCAAGAACUCGUACCAGAAAUGGCUACAUCCGUAUGAGGAAUAUUUGCGAGUGGUCAAGCCUGGAGUUCAACAGAUGCUGGAGUUUGAGAACGGUGGUCCAUUCACUCCAUCGCCAGCCCCGUCUCCAAUGAAACGGUCAACCCAAGCCACGCCAACUGGCAAGUCCAUCGAUUCUCCUGCCCUGAGAGCUUCGGCGGCACUUCAUGCGUCGAUUCAGAGUCAAGCUGUACCGUCGCCGCCUCCAGAACCACCACGGCCUGUGAUGUCCUCUGGAUUUACAGCUGUGAAUGCGGGCGGGUUCACGGCGGUUAAUGCACAACCGCCGCCACCAGCAGCAGUAGCAUCGACUCCGAGUUCCUUCUCUGCUGUGAAUGCUCCAAAUGGGAUUCUUCGAGAUAAUAUUGAUUCUCGAAAUUCUACGCCUUUGCGCAAUGGCGGCAGCCCCAUGCUUUCAGCUCACAAUACGCCGGAUCUGCGACCGUCAGCCGCUGGAUUGACUCCCCUCGCGAAUGGGCAGGCGCUCAACCACCUUAAGCGAACCCUGUCGCAAGAUACCGACAGUGGCAUGAACGACGAUGCGGAUGCGGCGAAUGGCCGGCGUAGUAAGCGUCUAAAGAAAGAUGCGGCGCCCACUGUGGCGGGCUCUCACAUGACCCAACCCCGACUUUCAACACCACGACCCUUCAACCCGCGCACUCGAGCGCCUGACGAGCGGCCUGGCGAUAGAUGUGAGUCUUGCGGUAACGACAACGACCCUGAGCGCAUUCUGCUCUGUGACAGCUGCGAUGCUGGUUAUCACGGAUUCUGCCUUGAUCCGCCAGUCAAAGCCGUUCCGGAAUAUGACUGGCACUGUCCGAAAUGUCUCGUCGGCACGGGUGAGUUUGGCUUUGAGGAGGGCGGUGUCUACUCCCUCGGACAAUUCCAAGAAAAGGCACACAACUUCAAGGAAGGCCAUUUCGCCAAUAAGAUGUUCGACCCCUUGACAAACACUAAGAAGCCUGUCUCUGAAGACGAUGUUGAGCGCGAAUUCUGGAGACUCGUCGAGAGCAUCACUGAGACUGUCGAAGUCGAAUAUGGCGCAGAUGUGCAUUCUACGACACACGGAAGUGGAUUCCCAACUAUCGAGCGCAACCCCCGCGAUCCGUAUGCGACUGAUCCCUGGAACCUCAAUAUCUUACCAUACAACGCCGAGUCGCUCUUCCGCCACAUCAAGUCCGACAUCUCUGGGAUGACAGUGCCAUGGCUAUAUGUGGGCAUGGUCUUCUCUACAUUCUGUUGGCACGCCGAAGAUCAUUAUACCUAUUCUGCAAACUACCAACAUUUCGGCGCAACUAAGACUUGGUACGGUAUUCCAGCCGAGGAUGCGGAGAAGUUCGAGCAAGCGAUGCGGGAGGCAGUACCCGAGCUCUUCGAGACUCAGCCAGAUCUGCUGUUCCAACUCGUCACUUUGCUUACCCCUGAACAACUUCAGAAGGCCGGAGUACGAGUAUACGCCUUGGACCAACGAGCUGGAGAAUUCGUCAUCACUUUCCCGCAAGCCUAUCAUGCUGGAUUCAAUCACGGUUUCAACUUCAACGAAGCAGUCAAUUUUGCCCCAUACGACUGGGAGCCUUUUGGUGAAGUUGGUGUGCAAAGACUCCAAGAUUUCCGCCGACAACCGUGCUUCUCUCAUGACGAACUCCUUCUGGCUGCAGCUGCACGGAAAGAUACAUCGAUCAAAACCGCGAAAUGGCUAGGUCCAGCAUUAGUGCGAAUGCGCGAUCGCGAAUUACAAAGUCGCACUGAGUUCCUCGAGAAACACAAAACCUCCCAGGAGCAUUCCUGCAGGGUGGACGGCUCUGGUGAAGUUGACACCAAGUGUGAAAUCGACUUCAUGACCGAUGACUCGGAUCUCCACGAAGAUGAAAUGAUCUGUAGCUAUUGCAAGGCCUACAGCUAUCUGUCUCGAUUCAUCUGUACGAAGACUUCUAAAGCGGUCUGUUUACGUCAUGCUGGCUGGUUCGAAUGUUGCCCCGGGUCGGAGGAGAAGGAUCGCUAUCUCGGCACUGGAGGUGAACACAUGCUCGUCUAUCGUAUGUCAGAUGAUUCCUUGCGAACAUCCGUUCAGAAGAUUGUAGACAAGGCUAGUACUCCCGAAGCCUGGGAAUCUAAGCUGGAUAAUCUUCUCGCGGAUGGUCCAAAACCUCAACUCAAGGCUUUGCGCGCACUCUUGAACGAGGGCGAAAAGAUCGACUGGGAGCUCAAUGGUCUAUCGGACUUGAAGGAGUUCGUCGAGAAAUGCUCAGAGCUCGCGGAAGAGGCCGUCAACUACACCACACGCAAACAGCAAAAUCGGCGGAAGAACGAGCGAGCAUGGCGAAGAGGCACUGCGGCGAAAGCUGCUGCCGCCGCUGAGCUGGAUGAGAAAGAACGUGAGUAUCGCAAAGUCGAAAACAUCCAGAAGCUGCUCUACAAGGCCGACAAGCUCUGCUUUGACAGCCCAGAGAUCACCGCGCUUCGGGAACGUGCCGACAACAUCGCAGAGUUCCAACAAAAGGCGCAAACAGCCUUGCGGGAUCGACCCGCUCAGCAGAGCAUUGCUAAGUUAGACGAGCUUUUGGAAGAAGGCAAAGGUUUCAACGUCGACAUUCCAGAGCUUGAUUCACUUGAUCGGGUUGUCCAACAACUCAAGUGGCUCCAGGAGGCCUAUGAACUCAAGACUAAGCAGUCAACUCUUCAAGAGGUUUCAGAUCUCAUUGUGCAAGGUCUGGAACUUGGUAUCCCAGAGAACCACCCCGAGAUCCAUUGGUACCAAGAGAAGAAAGCUCAAGGAGAGCUCUGGGAGGCCAAAGCCAACGAACUCAUGUCGGUCGAGAACGUCCACUAUCAACAGUUAGAUGCUCUAUCAAAGCAGGCCACUAGCCUCCCGGUCACGCCAGAAACUCUUGCUGGUGUAGAUGCAAUUCUCAAAAAGCAGCGGGAUGCCCAAGAGCUAAUCAUGUCCCUGUACGAGCGUAGCAAAAAUCCCGACUUCCGCCAACGACCAAAGUAUAGAGAAGUCCGCGAUGCUAUGGAGGCCCUCAAUGCGCUCAAUAGUAAGCCAUCCGGUACCAUCGAUCUCGAGAAGGAGCAGAAGCGCCACGAGGAUUGGAUGCGCCGGGGAAAGAAGUUGUUCGGAAAAGCUAAUGCGCCGCUCCACAUUCUCCAGGCACACAUGAAGCAGGUAGACGAGCGAAACCGAUCUUGUUUUGAUCUUGCCGAUCAACCCCGAAUGCCCGUUGAGCCCGCAUCACGAGCUAAUAGUCCUGAGGAAGGCGACAAUGUAGACGGUUCUGGUUCAAGUCGGGACGUGUUCUGCAUUUGCCGCAAGCCGGAGGCUGGUAUGAUGAUUGAAUGCGAACUCUGUCAUGAAUGGUACCAUGGCAAAUGUCUUAAGAUUGCCCGCGGCAAAGUCAAAGAGGAUGACAAGUAUACUUGCCCAAUCUGUGACUACCGUGUCAAGAUCCCCCGGGAUGCCACCCGACCAAAGCUAGAGGACCUUAUGACUUGGCAAGACGAACUUCCUCACCUGCCUUUCCAGCCGGAGGAAGAAGAUACGCUCGAAUCUCUCAUUGACCACGGCAGCAAAUUUCGCGACUAUGUCGCCAAGUACAUCAACCCGUUGAUGUCAAGUCCGGAUGAGCUUACGACCCAACGCUUCUACCUGCGUAAGCUGGAAGGUGCAGAAAUUCUCCUGUCGAAUGAAAUCAACUUCUUCCGCCAGGAGCUGCACAAGUGGGCUCCAGUGGCUCCUUCGCCACCACCAAUACUCCAAGUAUCUCUCUCGACACGCAAGCCUCGCCCGACAAAGCAGCAGAAGCUCAUGAACCAGCUCGGUCUUACGAACCCAGAAGACUUGCCUCAGCAUUUAAGGACAAAAACUCACCAAUUCAAGCAUCGCAAGUCACUUGAUCCAACAAAGACGCCCCAGACAAUCCAGCCCGCCCCCGAGCCUUCGCAUACUCCCCCAGGCGAGCCACCAGGUCUUCGACGUGGUUUUGGUGAGCAGGAUUACUUCAACUCUGUACCUACGACUAGUUACAACAACUCGCCAACAUUUACUGGUGCGCCGAUGAAUUUUGGAGCUAGUUCAUCCAUCCAACCUAUUGACCCUGGAUUGUUUGAUGGAUCCGGGCAGGGGCCAGCAAGUCCGAUGCAGGACCCAUUUAAGAGUUCCGGAAGUGGACAAGAGAUGUUUGGCGAGAUGAUGGAAGUAGGCGGAGGCCAGGCCGAAGAGGCCUUGGCUAUCACCGAGGACAGCCGGUACAUCGACUGAGGAUAAAGGACUGACCACUUCCCUUUCCAUUAUGGCAUAAGUUUCUCUUCCCUUUAUUUACUUCAUACUAUUCACGGCAUAUUGUGGAUGGCGUUUGACCGGCAUCAUCG